GUUUGUUUAUUACCCAAUGUGAGCUAAAGUAGCGAAAGUAUUUUAUAUAAACAAUGAUAGUUAAAUUUUCAAAAGAAUGAUUUAUUUUUUGUUCAGAUGGAGGAAGAAACCAGUAAAAAAUCAUUGAAAUCACCAAAAUCAUUAGCGGCAGUUUCAUUUAAAAAGAAUAAGAAAUACAAGAAUUUGUGGACUUCUCUUUGGAGUCCUUCAAAUCCUAAACGGCAUGCCAAAAAGGAUAUUAAUGAAUCACCUCAGUUUUCGCUGACCCAAGAAAAUGGUAGUAAAGAUAAACAAUUCCAAGUUGUUCCUAGUCAUCAAGAAUGCAAUGAAUCCAUAUACUCAUCUAUAACAGAAUUAGGACUGCAAGACAAGUCAGAGGCUUCUUUAAAAUCUCACUCAGAAGAGAGUCUUAUUUCAUCAAAAAAUGAAACUCCAUUAUCCCAUAUACACAAAGUUGAAAUAAAUCAACAUGUGCCAAGUGUUGAGUCUACUUCUACAGUUGUAAAAGAGCCUAUCUAUGCAAAAGUUGAUAAAGAUAAAAGCAAAAUUUUAAUAGCAAAAUUAACUGAUGAAAACAAACAACUGAAGGAAAAGGCUGAAGAAUUAGUUAAAGAGGCUCGGAGGAAAGAAGAGACUCUUUAUGCCAAACUGCAAUUAGAAAUUACGCAACUUGAAGCCGAAACAAGAAGAGAAGUAAAGUCCUUGUCUGAUAGAAUACAAAUCCUUUUAAAAGAAAGGGAAGCUCUCAAUGAACAAAUAGAUCUGCUUCAAGCAGAAAAGAAAGACAUUUUGCUCAAAUGUAAUGCUCUUAGCGAUGGAAUGAAGACUAUGAUUUCGCCAAAGUUCCACCGGAAAAUCAUUGCUGAAUAUAAAAAAUUAUUGAAUGAAUCAAAGCAAAAGCAUGAAGAGGAAAUCAAAGAAUAUCAACAGAAAUGCGAGGUCAUUGAAGAAGCAAAUAAAAGUUUAACAGUGGAAGUGAAAGGAUUGAAAGAGGAAAUAGACUCUUAUCAAACAAAAAUCGAAACUCUUUCUUCUGCUCAUCAAAAGCUGUUUCAAGAAAAAAAUGAAUUAAGUGGGCAGUUGGAGGAAGCAAAACAAUUAGAACAGGAGAAUCAAAAGUUGCUCCAGUCACUUUUGAAAAUUACUGAAAAUCUGACCAUGGAAAGAGAUGUGCUUUUAAAUAAAGUUUUCUAUCAAGAUAACCAACAAAAAGAACUUCAGUCAACUGUUAUAGAUUAUAGUGUGAGUGUGGGUAGACUUCAAGAACAUAUCUCGAAUAUAAGUAAGGAAAAUUUCCAAGAACUAGCAAAACUGCAAUCAAAGAAAUAUCACCAGGAAGAAGAUAUACUGGGAAUGUACAAUAAACAGCUUGAUAUAUUGAGAGACAAAAUUUUAAGCCAAAAUAAUUCAAUCAUCCAGUUAGAAAGUGAGAAAAGAAAACUGGAAAUGCAGUUGGGAAAUGUAUGGAAUGCUUCUUAUGAGGAUGCUAAAAAGUAUUUGAAUACAAAAAUUUUCUCAAAUAUUUGAACAUGAAUUUUGUAUGGAUGCAAACUAUUUUGUGAUAUAUUUAUGAAUAAAUAUUUACGACAUCAA
Messenger RNA from Argiope bruennichi, 1593 nucleotides. Its product is annotated as centrosomal protein of 89 kDa-like. Lineage: Eukaryota; Metazoa; Arthropoda; Arachnida; Araneae; Araneidae. The coding region runs from base 97 to 1527 and encodes 476 amino acids. Gene Ontology annotation, cellular component: ciliary transition fiber; centriole. The transcript has 13 exons. The record is from RefSeq and is a predicted model, not a curated record. Gene Ontology annotation, biological process: cilium assembly; chemical synaptic transmission; mitochondrion organization.